Penicillium psychrosexuale is the source of this 423-nucleotide messenger RNA. RefSeq lists its product as uncharacterized. The transcript has 3 exons. The coding region runs from base 1 to 423 and encodes 140 amino acids. The record is from RefSeq and is a predicted model, not a curated record. NCBI's taxonomy places the organism in Eukaryota, Fungi, Ascomycota, Eurotiomycetes, Eurotiales, Aspergillaceae.
AUGUUCGGUCGAUUUCGAGUAAUUGUUAGUCGGCAGCCUGAGACCCUUCCUAUUGAUGCUUCGCUUGCUUCCCGAAUGGGAAGUGCCAUCUUUGUGCCUUCGGUGGGUACUGAAUGUGCAGUCGAAAAGUCAAUUCGAAGAACUCUUCUGUGGGAUGACGUUUCGUUGUUUAUCGCGAAACAUGUUGCUUUCAUGGAAAAGUUGAAGGGUGGUGAUUGUUUUGGACAACGCCCAAAGUUAAUGUCGCUGAAGGCAUGGCUUGCGAAGCUGGAAAAAGAUCAUCAAGGUCCGGUGUCCUCGACCGGGCAGUAUAGAGCUGAAGACUCUCUCCGUCCCGGUCAAACCACAAUUCGGAACCCCAACAUUCAAGUCGCUCACGUGGAAGCAGCCUCUGCUCAUAGUGAAGACCAGGGACGAGUGUGA